This is a messenger RNA of Miscanthus lutarioriparius, 1311 nucleotides long. The record is from the annotation of a GenBank genome assembly. Lineage: Eukaryota; Viridiplantae; Streptophyta; Magnoliopsida; Poales; Poaceae.
AUGGUGAGAAUGAGGUUCCCGAAACGUUAUCUCAUAGUAUUGCUGACAUUCAUCUGCACAAAUGUUUGCUACAUUGAGCGCGUGGGUUUCUCAAUUGCUUACACUGUCGCAGCUGAUGCCAUCGGUGUGAAUCAAGCCAACAAGGGCAUGAUACUGUCUAUGUUCUAUUAUGGUUAUAUUUUAUCACAGAUUCCUGGUGGAUGGGCAGCACAGAGAAUAGGAGGCAGACGUGUUCUGCUACUGUCAUUCAUGUUGUGGUCUAUGAUAUGUGGUUUAAUUCCACUCGAUCCCAACAGAGUAACCAUUCUGGUCCUAUCUCGCCUAUUUGUUGGUGUAGCACAAGGUUUCAUAUUUCCUGCCAUUCACACUGUUCUGGCGCAGUGGGUGCCACCACAGGAGCGCUCUCGCUCGGUAUCUCUCACUACCUCAGGGAUGUAUCUUGGUGCAGCCUGUGGCAUGCUUUUCUUCCCAAGUCUAGUGAAGCACACGGGACCCCAGUCAGUUUUCUUUGUUGAAGCAGUGUUGGGAGUAGCAUGGUCUGUAAUAUGGUUGAAAUUUUCCAGUGACCCACCUCGUGCUGAUCUUCCAAAGGUAUCAAUGCCAAAAGUGGCAUCUCGAGACAUGAUUAAGGCACAGGCAGGAGGGGUUGUCGCACCUCGAACAGUAAAGAUCCCAUGGCGAAGGAUAAUAUUCAGUCUACCUGUCUGGGCAAUCGUUGUAAACAACUUCACCUUCCACUAUGCCCUGUAUGUUCUUAUGAACUGGCUCCCUACCUAUUUUGAGCUUGGACUUAAGCUUAGCCUCCAGGAUAUGGGUUCCUCAAAGAUGCUUCCCUAUUUCAAUAUGUUCAUUUUCUCCAAUAUUGGUGGUGUGAUUGCUGAUCACUUGAUUACAAGGAGGAUUUUGUCUGUUACCAAGACAAGGAAGCUUCUGAACACCAUAGGGUUCAUUGUCUCAGCAUUUGCACUCAUGGUCCUUCCUUUAUUUAGCACACCCUCGGGCACUGUAAUGUGUUCAGCGAUAUCCCUUGGUUUUCUUGCUCUAGGAAGAGCAGGGUUUGCUGUAAACCAUAUGGAUGUUGCUCCGAAGUUUGCAGGGAUAGUAAUGGGGGUCUCAAAUACGGCAGGGACACUGGCUGGAAUUGUUGGUGUCGGCCUCACUGGGAAUAUUCUGGAGGUGGCAAAGGCUUCUAACAAGGAUCUAACAGACUCGGAAACCUGGAAAACAGUCUUCUUUGUUCCAGCAUACCUUUGUAUUUUCAGUUCUGUCAUUUUUUUAAUCUUUUCAACUGGCGAAAAGAUCUUCGAAUAA